Messenger RNA from Elaeis guineensis (African oil palm), 3535 nucleotides. Its product is annotated as BTB/POZ domain-containing protein At3g44820. The record is from RefSeq and is a predicted model, not a curated record. NCBI's taxonomy places the organism in Eukaryota, Viridiplantae, Streptophyta, Magnoliopsida, Arecales, Arecaceae.
CCUCUGCUUGCCUCCUUCCCCUCCUCCUCCUCGCCCUCGCCUCCUCAUCAUAAUUCCCAAUUCACCACCAAGCUGAAGCCACGGAUGAAUAAGAAGACCCACCACCAGUGUCUCCCGCGCCGCCCCCCUUCCUUCUUAACCGUCCCUCCCUCCCUCCCAUGACUCAAGGAAUUGAAUUCAAGUGAAGGCGAUCCCCCUGGGCGGCGUUCUUAUUUUCUUCUCUCAUGCCCACCUGUUUCUCAUUCCUAUUUCUAUGAUACGGUGUCUUUGGAGUAGUGAGCUGGGGUUCGACUGCACCGGGAGGGUCGAGUGGUGAAGAAGAAGAAGAAUAUGGCUCCGAGGGCGUGCCGUUUCUAUCGCCAAGGAGACGACUGGUUUUGUGGCACUGGUCUUCCAAGUGAUAUUGUUAUUGAAGUUGAGGGAGUAUUCUUCCAUCUUCACAAGUUUCCCCUGCUGUCAAAAUGUGGGAAGAUUGCACGUAUGAUAGAAAAACUGCGAAAUACAAAAGAGGACAUGUGCCUUACAUUAGUUGGAUGUCCCGGAGGACCUGAUGCAUUUUUAUUUGCAGCACAGUUCUGCUAUGGAGUCAGAGUGGAACUGACACCGAAAAACAUUUUAAUGGUGUAUUGUGCAGCAGAAUAUCUUGAAAUGACAGAGCAAUUUGAUGAGGAGAAUUUACUGGCUGUGGCAGAAAGUUUCUUUCACAAAGUCAUCUUUCAUAGCUGGAAAGAUUGCAUAUUGGCUCUGCAUUGCUCUGAGCAUUCUAUUUCAAAUGCUGAAACCCUCCAUAUUGUGAGCAAAUGUCUUAAUGCUCUCUCAACAAUGGCAUGUACUGAUCCUAGUUUGUUUGGAUGGCCGAUGAUGAUGUAUGGGAGUUUACAAAGCCCUGGUGGUAGCAUCCUCUGGAAUGGAAUAAACACAGGGGCUAGAAUUAGAGCCUCACUAUCUGACUGGUGGUUUGAAGACAUCUCAUGCCUUGGUGUGCCAAUGUUUAAGAGAUUGAUAGAAACAAUGAAGGAAAGAGGCAUAAGAUCAGAAAAUAUAGCUGGUGCACUGAUGUACUACUCAAGAAAGUAUUUACCUGGUCUCGACCGGUGGCAGAGUGGGCAAGCAGGCAGAACCAGAAGUCUUGCAAGUUUUGCUACGGUGCCAGCCGCAGUUGAUCAAAAACUGUUACUGGAAAGCAUUGAAAAGCUACUUCCUCAAAAGAAGGGAAAGUCUUAUUGCCGCUACCUGUUAGGGCUUCUACGAGUUGGUAUGAUACUAAAUGUUUGCCAGUCAUGUAGGGACUCUCUGGAGAGAAGAAUAGGCAUGCAACUUGAAUUGGCCACACUCGAUGGUCUCUUAAUUCCUAAUUUCUCAGAUUCUGAUUAUUUAUAUGACACUGAUUGUGUUGAGCGGAUUAUUCAUCAUUUCGUGUCUUCACAGGAAUUAAAUAUUGCACUGUUUUCACCUUCCUCUUUUGAUCCUGCUACAUCUCCAUCCUCUAGUCCUUUGAUUAAAGUCACAAAGUUAAUAGACAGUUUUCUUGCUGAGGUUGCUCCUGAUGUCAACUUGAAACCCAAGAAGAUGCAGUCUCUCCUGCUGGUCCUUCCGGAAGCUUUGAGAUCCCUGGAUGAUGGACUAUAUAGAGCACUAGAUAUAUAUUUCAAGGCACACCCUUGGCUUUCAGAGAAGGAGAGAGUGCAGCUUUGCAGCAUAAUAGACUAUGGGAAGCUUUCCAUUGAAGCGUAUGCACAUGCAUCGCAUAAUGAAUGCUUGCCACUUAGAAUCAUUCUCCAAGUUCUGUUUUUUGAGCAGUUGAGGCUGCGUACAGCUCUUUCUCACUGUCUUCAUGCAUUAGAAAGUGAUGACGCUGCCAUUGUUGAUGACAUGGCUGGACAACUCUUGCAAAGGGAUGGGUGGGUUUCACUUGUCCGUGAGAACCGGGUCCUGAGGGUAGAUAUGGAGCGGAUGAGGUCCAGGGUCAGAAAAUUGGAACUAGAUUUUGUAGACAUAAAACAAGAGAUGGGGAGGGUGAGUAGACCUCACAAUUUGAUCAGCUCCACUCGUCUCAUUCCUAGAAAACUUGGGUGCAUGCCGGUGCCAAAGGAUCUACACUCUGACGCAAUAGAAAGCACAGGUCCUAGCCCGAGAAGGUCAACUGAGCGACCAUAUCUUUCUCAUUAAUCAAGCCAUCAGUAAAGUUUUCCCCCAUUAUUAUUAUUAUUAUUAUUAUUAUUAUUAUUAUUAUUUAUGGUGCACCAAAAAAUUGGGGUCCUUGCCAUCUUAUGUUUGAUAUGGGAGUUUUCGCAGUGGGGAUCGAGUAUCUUGCUCUCGAAGUGCAGAUGCUCUCAUGAAAAGCAGGGUAAGUGUUCGACAGUUGAAUUGUAUAGCUUUUUGGUUUGUCUUCUGUUCUUCCUGUGCUUUGUGAGACCGAUGAAUUUUUUAGUGUGCUCUUUGUUACGCUUUGCCAGCAAAUGCUGUGGCUGUUGCACAUGAUCCUUUCAUUGUAGUGAUCCAGCAGCUAGAUGUCAAAAUAUGGAACUGUUGUGAAAUUGCUGUACUAAAGUUGAUGGCAGAUUGCACGAUACAAUUAUAUAGACAUUGGGCAUGCUCUUUCUUGAAGUGGGUCUUGCUUCCUAAAAAGACGGUGGCUAGUUACAUACAUAUGUUUAUGUGAAACUGAAACGGUUGAGAGGCCUCUUAGUUCUUGCAGUUUACCAUGGCCCACAGAAAAUCUGGUGCUAUACGUAUAUAUGAAAAAUGUAUCAUGGUUGGAGAUAAUCAUGGGCCAUCUGUUAUUAAUUUGCAACGAGAGUACAUGGAGCACUAUCUUCCGAGCAAGAAAUUUGUAUUUGUAUAUUAAGCUGGGAAUAAUCAUGGUAAGAGGGCUUGUGGUUAUAUUCCGGAGCUUUGGCACUCUUCCUAAAACGACCGGCUGACCAAUGAAGCUCGUUAUUUUACGAUAUCAAUGCUGCAUGUGUUCCUGUCUCUUGCCGGAUAGGUAUCGUGCACCUUAUUGCCCUCCUUUCGUUUCUGCCGUGCUGUCGCCUGAUAUGGAGCUCCGCAAUUGAGUAGUGGCAAGGAGGCACCAAUAGCAUUGGACCAAAGACCGACUGGAUGAUUCUGAAAUCAACUAGUGUUAUGCGUCUCCGGAGGAUGGGAUAGGAGACAUGGACGGCUAUGAAACACAUCUGAUUAAAUUUUAUUUUCUUUUUGUUAUUGAGGUAACUUAAUCAACAUACUUCCUUUUAGGCAGGUGCUUGUUGCGUCUCUCCGCUGAUUCGGAGCGUUUUUUUUUUUUGAUACAGCAGGUGUCAGAACCUCAAAUGAAAAGUUAAGCUCAAACGGAUUUGGAGUGUAUUUGUGCGAACAAAGGAAACAAUUCCAUAGAGAAAUGGGAGGAAAAUGCAUUCCUGGAAAAAGAUCGGGAUUGAUGAGUCGGUUCGUAUUUCGUCGGUUCUAAAUGUGGAUGGAGCCAAUUUAAUUUAAUUUUUAUGCAAAUACAAUAUAUUCGUGUUACACGGAGGAUAGAGGCCUUGGUCUUGAUUUU